This is a messenger RNA of Melozone crissalis (California towhee), 1506 nucleotides long. RefSeq names its product thymidylate synthetase (gene TYMS). The record is from RefSeq and is a predicted model, not a curated record. Gene Ontology annotation, molecular function: thymidylate synthase activity. NCBI's taxonomy places the organism in Eukaryota, Metazoa, Chordata, Aves, Passeriformes, Passerellidae. Gene Ontology annotation, biological process: dTMP biosynthetic process. Gene Ontology annotation, cellular component: cytosol; mitochondrion.
AUGGUUCGGGGCACUGCCUCGGGCCAGCCCUCCCUGAGGGGCAGCAGCUCCGUGCAGGCCCACAGAGGGCGGGCGGCUGCGGAGCGGCGACGCUGAGGACCCCCGGGCCUGGAAGAGGAAAGAGAGGGGGAAAGGGAAGGGGCCGGGCAGGGGAGGAGGUGGCGGUGGUGCCGCUCCGCCCCGCCCGCCCCUCGGCACUAUUUGGCGGGAACUCCGCUUGCUUUGGCGGGAACUCCGCGCUUUGGCGGGCUCGGCAGAGGCGCGCAGCCGGAGCCCAGAAGCCGCUCGCCAGCCAUGCCCGCCGACGGGGAGCUGCUGAGCGGCCCCGCCGCCUGCCCGGAGCCCGGCGAGCAGCAGUACCUGCAGCAGGUGCGGCACAUCCUGCAGCACGGCCACCGGAGAGAGGAUCGCACCGGCACCGGCACCAUCUCCGUGUUCGGCAUGCAGGCGCGGUACAGCCUCAGAGAUCAGUUUCCGCUGCUGACAACGAAGAGGGUGUUCUGGAAGGGAGUGCUGGAGGAGCUGCUGUGGUUCAUCAAGGGUUCUACAAAUGCCAAAGAGCUCUCUGCAAAAGGUGUGAAGAUUUGGGAUGCCAAUGGGUCCCGUGAGUUCCUGGAUAAGCAGGGCUUCAGCACCAGAGAGGAGGGUGAUUUGGGACCAGUGUAUGGUUUCCAGUGGAGGCAUUUUGGAGCAGAAUACAAAGAUAUGCAUACAGAUUACUCCAACCAAGGAGUUGAUCAGUUGCAAAAAGUGAUUGAAACGAUCAAAACCAAUCCAGAUGACAGAAGAAUCAUUAUGUGUGCUUGGAAUCCCAAAGAUAUCUCACUGAUGGCUUUGCCUCCAUGCCAUGCCCUUUGCCAGUUCUAUGUUCUAAAUGGUGAAUUGUCUUGCCAACUCUAUCAGAGGUCUGGAGACAUGGGACUAGGAGUGCCUUUUAAUAUUGCCAGCUAUUCACUGCUCACGUACAUGAUUGCCCAUGUCACAGGGCUGAAGCCUGGAGAGUUCAUACACACCUUAGGAGAUGCUCACAUAUAUCUGAACCAUGUGGAACCUCUAAAAGUCCAACUUCAGAGGGAGCCAAGACCUUUCCCCAAACUCAGAAUUCUUCAUGAGAUUAAAGACAUCAGCGACUUCAAGGCAGAAGACUUCCAGAUUGAAGAUUAUAAUCCUCAUCCACCUAUUAAAAUGGAGAUGGCUGUCUGAUGCUAUAAACCAGCAUUAAAUAUUAACCUGGAAAUGUACCUAACCUACUUAGAUUCUCUAAAGUGGUGGGGCUUUUGUAUACUUCAAAAGGUAUUUACUUUAUUGUUAAAUAGUCACAGACCAGAUUUGCCUUCAGUGCUGCUCCCUGUAGUUGUACAGGACAGGUGAUUAUUCCUGAUAUGCCAUGCAGAUGUUAACCCAGUUUUAAGUUGUUAGAGAGCUGCUUUUCUACAUAUUAUUUUAGGUGCCAUUGUCCAUUUCUGUUACCAUUCAGCUACUGUGUGAGUAGCACGGGUUUACAUG